AUGGGCGUUGGCGCGGUCUUAGAACCGCUCGUGGUCAUCGUCCUACUAUUUGGUGGCACCUGGAUCAAUCGACGGAGAAGUCCUUCUGUCUCUCCAAGUCACACCCGUCGCAAGUCAUCCGGUCUUGUACGAUCUGACUCCCCUGAUUCUCUCGAGUCCGGAUACGCCAGCGCAACUCCCAAGGAUGGACUCUUAAGCCCGCGUUCUGAUUCCCCGUCCCUGCAGCUAUCCGACGAGCGAUGGCGGACACGACAGAUCGGUAUACUACGUUUAUCCUUUUGUGUGACAUCUCCGAAUACGACUAUCUUUCAUGAUCGACUAUUGAGUCGACUGCUGAGAAAGCUACCAUUUUUGGCAGAGUGCUGGUAUUGGGCAUUGGUAUAUUGGACAUAUCAGCUUGGUCGAGCUUUUACCGCCGUGACUCUCCAGGAAGGCACUGUCGAUGUUGCCCGUCAUCAUGCCUUGCAGCUGGUUCGAUUGGAGAAAAAGCUAGGCAUAUUCUGGGAACUUGAGGUUCAGAAAUAUUUCCUUCGUCACCCCUUGGCCAUGGCUUGGAUCAACUGGAUAUACUCCUUUAUUCAUAUCCCCGGCACCAUCGCCUUCCUGGUAUGGCUAUAUUACUACACCAUCACACGAAACCGCGUCGAUGAGCCCCAGCCAGGCAAACCUCGAGGCAUGGCGAGCGGAUCACCAGCCGGCCCUCUUCUCUACCAGGCUCGACGACGGACACUAGCAGUGUGCAAUUUAUUAGCGUUUGUCAUUUUUACCUUGUGGCCAUGCAUGCCACCGCGAUUGCUCAGUGACCCGACUGUCGAGGGCACCGAUGCAGAGCUGGGCCGCAUCUAUGGCUUCGUCGAUACCGUUCACGGUGCUGACGGAGUGGGAAGUGUAUGGACCGAGAACCGCUUCUGUAACCAAUAUGCGGCCAUGCCAUCCUUGCAUUUUGGAUAUUCUCUCAUGAUUGGGCUCACGAUAAUGACCAUCCCCCUUCCCUCACAUCAUCGACGGACCCUUCCACUCCGGUUUGCACGCGGCAUCGGCUUUCAGCUACCCUCCUACCAACGGCUUGCCUGUCUGGUGCUUGGAUUCCUGUACCCCUUCAUCAUUCUGGUUGCCAUUGUGGCCACUGCCAAUCAUUUUAUCCUAGAUGCGAUCGCAGGAGCGUUGGUCUGCGCUUUAGGGUGGCGGUUCAACGGAGGGUUGUUGAACCUGUUGCCUGUGGAGGACUACUUCCUCUGGGUUGUACGAAUUCACAAGCCCGAGCCCUCCGAGAUGAGGAUCAUCGAUAACUGGAAUGAUUGGUCCGGCGAUGAGGGUGAUUCAAGACAUGCCAUAUAUUCUUCGUGA
Molecule: messenger RNA, 1347 nt
Organism: Penicillium verhagenii
Lineage: Eukaryota; Fungi; Ascomycota; Eurotiomycetes; Eurotiales; Aspergillaceae
Product: phosphatase PAP2 family protein
Exons: 3
Coding region: 1-1347 (448 amino acids)
Biological process (GO): sphingolipid biosynthetic process; inositol phosphoceramide metabolic process
Cellular component (GO): inositol phosphoceramide synthase complex
Molecular function (GO): inositol phosphoceramide synthase activity
Source: RefSeq, a predicted model, not a curated record